AUGACGGAGAUCAACUACGAAAACGGCAAGCCAACAUUCAAAGGUAACAAUGUUGUAAAGUGUUUUAACAACGAUGGCAACGGUCUUCUCUUCCGCAUUAUCAAUGAAAAGAAAAAACAAUGGGCCUUUUACAACGACACAAAGGAUUACAAUAUGAUUGUACAGUUAUACUUUGGCAGGGACAGUAAAGUAAGGCCACUGGGAAAGACAAAGAUGGAAACUGACUCAUCGACAGGAGAUCUCAAGUGUGAACUUAACGUUCCACCUCUUAAGACAGAGGUGUUCAUUGAAGGCUCUCCCAACGGCUACAGAUUAAAGCUGGACGCCGAUCCUAUUGAUAAAUCAUAG
This is a messenger RNA of Trypanosoma theileri, 348 nucleotides long. RefSeq names its product calpain-like cysteine peptidase. The record is from RefSeq and is a predicted model, not a curated record. The transcript has a single exon. Bases 1 to 348 code for a protein of 115 amino acids. Lineage: Eukaryota; Euglenozoa; Kinetoplastea; Trypanosomatida; Trypanosomatidae.